Molecule: messenger RNA, 1390 nt
Organism: Paecilomyces variotii
Lineage: Eukaryota; Fungi; Ascomycota; Eurotiomycetes; Eurotiales; Thermoascaceae
Product: HAD-like domain-containing protein
Exons: 6
Coding region: 185-988 (267 amino acids)
Molecular function (GO): phosphatase activity
Source: RefSeq, a predicted model, not a curated record
GACCCCUCGCCCCCAGUUAUCUGAUAGUCAUUAAUUGUUAAAAGCGAUCGUCUUCGCCUCGCAAUCCAUCUGGACAUUUCUCAUCUUCUAUCCCGCAACUCAGUGCCUCUCGCUACCAUAUCCACACGCCAAUUGACCCAUCGUUUGUCAAGGUACCCCUUCACCUCGAUCAUUACUAUUCACCAUGGGUUCCAUCGCGCAGGACCUUCCCUACAUCAAGACCAACCCCAAGAUCAUCUUCUUCACGGACUUUGAUGGAACUAUCACCAUCGAGGACAGCAAUGACUACCUGUCGGACAACCUGGGGAUUAGAGUGGAGAAGCGCCGCGAGUUGAACAUGGCUGUUAUUGAUGGGCGAAUGACCUUCCGUGACAUGUUCCGACAGAUGCUGGAAAGUAUCAACACCCCCUUCGACGAGUGCAUCCAGAUCCUGAAGACGCACAUGAAGCUCGAUCCUGGCUUCAAGGCCUUCUACGAGUGGGCCAAGGAACACAACGUGCCCAUCGUGAUCCUCUCCUCGGGCAUGAUCCCCAUCAUCAAAGCGCUGAUUGAGGUCAUGUUGGGUCCCGAAACGGACAACAUCACCAUCGUGGCCAACGAAGUCGAGAGCCGCAAUGGCAAGGACAUCAACAGCGAGGGCGGAUGGCAGAUCAAAUACCAUGAUGACAGUCCCUUCGGUCACGACAAGUCCCUUGAGAUCAAGCCGUACGCUGCGCUCCCGGCGGGUCAGCGUCCCACCCUCCUGUAUGCUGGAGAUGGCAUCUCCGACCUGUCCGCAGCGCGUGAAACAGAUCUUCUCUUUGCUAAGGAGGGCAAGGAUCUAGUUCUGUACUGCGAGAGGGAGGGAGUUCCCUACACUACUUUCCGGGAUUGGUCGACAAUCCUUGCAACGACGAAGCAAAUCUACGACGGAACUACGAGCGUUGAGCGCGUCGCCAAGGAAGCCUCCAACGCUAGCAGUGAGAACGUGAACACUGUCAAAGUUUGAAUGAGACCCGGCAGGAUAUCGGGCUCUUGAUACGAUCGUACAUAGAUAGUGAUGAUUCCAGUUAGACCCUGCUUCCCUCCUUGAUUAGAUAAUGAUUAUUAUUGAUGAUGAGAGGUUUGAUAUCUCCGAAGGAUAUAUAUAUGAUUACGAGGACAAUACUUGCUUUUUUCACUCGGUUAGUCGUGUGGAAGACGUGCGGUCUCAGCACAUCUGCUACCGCGUCGAGUCAAAUCGGCAUUGGCCUUGUUGUGGCGAAGGAAUAAUGGCAAACGUUCUGGACAUAUGAGAGGAGAAUAUUCACCACUACUGUUGCUACCACCUACACUAUGUAUAUAGGAUAAACCCGUAUCGAUCUUAGAUAUGUUUUAGCCUGUCAUCGCCUUCAAUGCAGUACACUGAAUG